AUGUCUGCGGAUGAAGUGAACAUCGGCUCAACUCAUCCAGAAAACACAGCAGAAGACUUUCCACCGGCUGUGACGACGGAACCAGAAGUUUUGCAUUUGACCAACUGCACUCUGCAAGACUUCACCCAACGAGGUUUCCUAGGCGAGGGCGGAUUUGGGAAGGUUCUCCAUGUGCAACACACGGCAUCAAAAAGAUCGUAUGCCCUGAAGAUCUUAGAAAAACAGAAGAUCACCACCUUAAGGGAUGUUGAAAGGAUUUUGGUCGAGAAACGGGUCGCUCUCACAGCAGCUGUCCACCCCUUCACCGUGGAUCUACAUGCCACCUUCCAGUCAGACCACCAUCUCUUCUUCCUCAUGGAGUAUGUCGCUGGAGGCUGCUUAAGGACUCUCCUGGAGAGGGAACGUAAAUUUGGACAACGGAGGACUACGUUCUAUGCUGCGUGCACAGUGCUGGCCAUCUCCUAUUUGCACGAAAAUGGUAUCAUACACCGAGAUCUCAAGCCGGAAAACCUGCUCUUAGACAGCAACGGGUACAUCAAACUGGCUGAUUUCGGACUAUGCAAAGACGGAAUUGGCUAUGGGGACAGAACACGCAGCCUGACUGGAACCUAUGACUACAUGGCUCCCGAAGUCCUCUCCAGGCUGCCGUAUUCAAGAUCUGCAGAUUGGUGGUCUCUGGGCAUCGUGAUCUUCGAGAUGCUAGUCGGGGACCUACCAUGGAUGAGACCAUCUAUUGGCGUCGUCUGCCCAAAGUUCCUGGCUGAGGAUGCAGCUAUUUUAAUAUCAGGGCUUUUACAGUUGGACCCAUGGAUGCGGCUGGGCUCCAGCGAGGAAGAUGCAGGUGAACUAAUGUUUCAUCAUUUCUUUCGAGGCAUUGACUGGCUGGCUUUGGUACAGAGAAAAUUGCAGCCCCCAUUCAUACCGGAGGAUGUUGGACUUUCCGACGAUGGACCCUGUUAUGAACAUCUACUUCUAACACCUCCCUCCGAGGGUUCCUUGGCAAUAAGAAAAGAGAUCGCCGAUGCCUUUGGGAGCUUCGAUUAUUCCGCAAUAUAG
Messenger RNA from Xenopus laevis (African clawed frog), 1056 nucleotides. RefSeq names its product serine/threonine-protein kinase N2-like. The transcript has 10 exons. The record is from RefSeq and is a predicted model, not a curated record. The coding region runs from base 1 to 1056 and encodes 351 amino acids. Lineage: Eukaryota; Metazoa; Chordata; Amphibia; Anura; Pipidae.